Messenger RNA from Mus pahari (shrew mouse), 2203 nucleotides. RefSeq names its product syntaxin 7 (gene Stx7). The record is from RefSeq and is a predicted model, not a curated record. Bases 186 to 971 code for a protein of 261 amino acids. Gene Ontology annotation, biological process: vesicle-mediated transport; intracellular protein transport; vesicle fusion. Gene Ontology annotation, cellular component: membrane; SNARE complex; synaptic vesicle. The transcript is spliced from 10 exons. Gene Ontology annotation, molecular function: SNAP receptor activity; SNARE binding. NCBI's taxonomy places the organism in Eukaryota, Metazoa, Chordata, Mammalia, Rodentia, Muridae.
CCCGAGCAUGCGCAGUGGGCGUGCUCGCGCCGCCGCCCAUCAGCUGAGACCGGCUGCGCCUGGCAGUGGGCCCCCGGGUGACAGCGGCUGGAGGUGGCGGAGGAAGCCGGCGAGGUCAGGGUGACUCCUAGAAAUCCAGGUAGCCUACUUGCAUCUGAUGAAAUCAGCCAGCCAGCCAACCAGCCAUGUCUUACACUCCAGGAAUCGGUGGGGACCCUGCCCAGCUGGCGCAACGCAUCUCCUCUAACAUCCAAAAGAUCACACAGUGCUCCGUGGAAAUACAGAGGACUCUGAAUCAACUUGGAACACCUCAAGAUUCACCAGAAUUGAGACAACAGCUGCAGCAGAAGCAGCAGUAUACUAACCAACUUGCGAAAGAAACGGAUAAGUACAUUAAGGAGUUUGGCUCUCUGCCCACCACCCCCAGUGAACAGCGUCAGAGAAAGAUACAGAAAGACCGGCUAGUGGCAGAGUUCACCACGUCACUGACAAACUUUCAGAAGGCCCAGAGGCAGGCUGCUGAGAGAGAGAAAGAGUUUGUUGCCCGAGUGCGAGCCAGUUCCAGAGUAUCGGGUGGUUUUCCUGAAGACAGCUCAAAAGAAAAGAAUCUUGUAUCCUGGGAAAGCCAGACACAGCCUCAAGUGCAGGUCCAAGAUGAAGAAAUCACAGAGGAUGACCUCCGACUCAUUCAUGAGAGAGAGUCUUCAAUCAGGCAGCUGGAAGCUGAUAUUAUGGACAUUAAUGAGAUAUUUAAAGACUUGGGGAUGAUGAUUCAUGAACAAGGCGAUGUGAUUGACAGCAUAGAAGCCAAUGUAGAAAGUGCGGAGGUUCACGUUCAACAGGCAAACCAGCAGCUGUCAAGAGCAGCAGAUUAUCAGCGCAAAUCCAGGAAAACCCUCUGCAUCAUCAUUUUUAUCCUCGUGAUCGGAAUUGUGAUCAUCUGUCUCAUCGUGUGGGGACUGAAAGGCUGAGCCCCGAGGGCGUGGACGACAGCAUGAUGCUGUCUGAGCGACACAGGCAGACUCUUGGGCUCACGUUCUCUUAUCGUUACUGUGAGGCUGUUGUGUAAAACGAUGGUUCCAUACUUUGCCAUUUUUACCAGGGGGAGGGGAGAUUCUUUUGGAUUCAGUCUGAUAUUUUCUAAUACCCAAGGCUUUUCUAAAAAUCCUUACUGGCACAGCUUCCCUGCUNUUUAGUUCAACAACUGUUGGGUUUUGCUCACGUUGUGUAUNCCUCUCAUUUAUAANUUAUUUAUAUUGUUUGACUGAGUUUUGGGAAUUAUUUGAUUGGCGUGUAUACUCUGCCUGCACCUCUGUAACUGUGUAACAUGUGUAACAUGAUUGCGUUAUCUUAUUUAAAAAGAAAGCCCAAGUUUAAAUUUCAUUUGUCCAGUAANUGUUUUCNAUAGGAAACCCUUAACAUACCUGUCNNUGGAAUGUUUUAUCCGCUGUGGUCCACAGCAGUACAGGUCAUCAUUGCUCUUUCAUUAUUGGAUUGUUCUUAUCAUCUCCGAAUAAAAUCAGUGAAUCUUUUCCUGGUGUGUAUAUAUGCAUUUGCUGUGGCUUACCUAGUAAAGACAGUAAGGAUAGGCUCUCUUUUCAUAUGGACUAUUUAAUUCAAUGCAUACUAAGGAAAGCUUAGUUACUGUACUGUUCAGUGAAAGUUAGAGGAAGUGGCUGAAAGGUCCAUACCUGUAUCAUUCUGUUCAGAUGCUAAAGAUCCAGUUACCGCACUGAACCACUUUUACCAUACUCUCUGGCUAUGUGGCCAUUAUGUACUUUCUCUCGUGGGCCACGGAACACUGCUUAGACAUAUAUCUUUGGGUCCUAUCUUCACAAAGUGAUGUUCCCACCGUUACAGAUUUGGGAUUUCAUUUUUAUAUUUAGUUUUUGACACUUAAGUUUUAGAGUUUAUUUAGAUACCAUGGUUUUUUUUUUUAUCAUCAUUCAAAUAGGAAUCAGAUGUCUGCCAAUGAACUCACUUGUCUUUUUGAAUCAAUGUUUUUAACGCACUAAUAUGAAUGCUGUAAGAGGGGUUAUCUUAGUUUCUCAUUUGUGUUUUAUAAUGUUCUUACACAGCAGUUUGCUAAUGAUGGCACUGUUUAAUUUGGCUCUGAAACCUUUAAGUGGGAACGAGUGAAAUAUUAACAAAAUAAUUGUAUCUUUGCAAGCAGAAUAAAGAUGAUUCUGGAGAUGUCUGCUAA